This is a messenger RNA of Plutella xylostella (diamondback moth), 1920 nucleotides long. Lineage: Eukaryota; Metazoa; Arthropoda; Insecta; Lepidoptera; Plutellidae. The record is from RefSeq and is a predicted model, not a curated record.
UCGGAUGUUUACGGUUCGCUAGUCGGUGGUGAUAAAAUUACUUUAGGUACAAACGGUUUAACGGCGUAUAAUUCGGUAUUUGGUUACAUUUUAUUGGGACCUAUUGAUCAUUCGUUUGACGUAACUUCGGAGCCAGCAGGUGAUGUUUUUGCUUUAUCACUUUCGGAUGCUUUACAAAAGAUCACCCCAGCUGAUGAGGAGUGUGAACAGCUUUAUAAGCAAAAUACACAUCGGCUAUCAGACGGUCGGUUCUCUACUCGACUUUUAUUUGUUUCCUCGCGUCCAGUGUUAGGUGAGUCUCGUUACAUAGCCGAGAAACAAUUUCAUGCGGUAGAAAGACGGCUUAUGAAAAAUUCGGUCUUAAGAAAGGAGUACAUCAGUUUUAUGCGGGAGUAUGAAGAACUGGGACAUAUGUCGGUUUCAAAAUUUAAGUAUAAAUCGGGCGAGGAACACUUUUUUAUCCCACAUCAUGCGGUUUUUAAAUAUUCGGGUGACGUGCCCAAAAUUCGGGUGGUUUUUAAUGGCAGUUGCGUCACAUCUACGGGCGUAUCAUUGAAUCAGUGUCUUCACACUGGUCCCAAAUUACAAAGGGACAUAACGGACAUUUUAUUUAAUUUUCGGAGACAUAAAAUUAUUUUCAUUUGUGACGUCAAACAAAUGUUUCGGCAAACGGUAAUAGACGAAUCGGAUCGGAAGUACCAACUUAUAUUAUGGUGGGAGUCUCCUGAUCAGCCUCUCCUCACAUAUGAGUUGUGUACUAACACUUACGGGUUGCGGUGUAGCCCGUACAUUGCUAAUCGAACAAUCUUGGAGCUCGCCGAGCAAGAGCGUGAAAGCCUUCCUCGUGCGGCAGCGGUUUUAAGAACAGAUGUGUACGUAGAUGACAUAAUCACUGGUACGGAUUCGGAAUCUGAUGCGUUGAGCCUUCAGCAAGAACUCAUUACUUUAAUGAAAUCGGGUGGUUAUGAGCUCCGUAAAUGGAUUUCAAAUAGCUCAGCAAUUCUACAAGGUUUACCUGAUGAUCAUAAACAAUUACCUCUCUUAUUUGAAAAUUCGGAAAAUCCCCAUACGGUUGCGGUUCUCGGCGUUUUGUAUGAUCCGGUUCGAGAUGUCUUUUCUUAUAAACUAAAUCUUGGUGCAUCGAGUUCGGACACUAAACGAUCUAUUUUAUCUGUAGUUGCCCGGAUAUUUGACCCUAAGGGUUGGAUUUGCCCAGUAGUGUAUUGGGUUAAAUGUUUACUGCAGCGUUUUUGGCUAAACAAGCUCGAUUGGAAUGAUCCUUUACCUUCGGAUUUGUUGCGUGAGUGGCAAGCGUUUCGGGAAGACUUGGUUAACCUUAAAAGGUUAGCUAUUCCUCGAUGUACUAUGACUAAGCCUGCAAGCAGCUACUCAUUACAUGGGUUCUGUGAUGCUUCGGAGUUAGGUUUUGCGGCAGUGCUUUAUUUGCGAUCAAGUAACCAAGACGGCUCGGUGUCGGUACACUUGCUCAUGGCUAAGAGCAAGGUCGCCCCUCUCAGGACACGUCCCACCAUUCCUAAAUUGGAGUUGUGUGGAGCCGUGCUACUGGUUAAGCUUCUCAAUCAUGUGAGUCUUUGUCUUCAAAGAUCCGUUGAAUUUGAGGAGAUAGUUGGAUGGACCGACAGUAUGAUUUCUUUGGCAUGGAUUAAUACAUCACCUCAUACUCUUCAAGUAUACGAGGCUAACAGAGUUUCACAAAUUCAAAAUUCUGCGGUUACUAUCACCUGGCGACAUGUACCUGGCAAUUUGAAUCCGGCAGACGUCGCUUCACGCGGGUCAACGGCUUUAACGUUACUUUCUCAUCCAUUGUGGUGGGAACCUGCCUGGCUUACUCAAAAUGAGUCCGCCUGGCCCUCUCGCGAGGUGGAGAGGCCUUCGGAACUGCCUGGUCAAAACACAUAA